UCAUCUCUAAUACAAGUCCCUGCCAUCUGCUAUGUCUCUAUAUAUUCAUAAUAACUUUGAGGAGACAUACACUGCAUCUUCAAUUUACUUCUUGUUUCCUGAACUACCUAAAGCUCUCUUUGCUUAAUUUGUUGUGAGUUCUGAAAGAUAUGGCAGAAUUUCUCCUCACUUUUUCUGCCAAGGAAAUACUGACCAAGGUGAUUUCGCUUGCUGCUGAAGAAUUCACUCUCGUGUUGGGUUUCAAAGGAGAUCUAGCACAGUUGCAUGCAUCAUUCCUCAAGAUUCAAGCUAUGCUACUGGAUGUCGACCAUUCACAUGUUCGAGGGGUGACUUUGGAAAAUUGGGUGAAGGAUCUUGAAGACAUAGCUCACAAAGCCGAUGAUGUUUUGGAUGAAAUUGGGUAUGAAGUUCUCCGACGCAAAGUAGAACUCCGUAAUCAGAUGAAGAAAAAGGUGAAAUCUUUCUUUUCACACAACAAUCCCAUUGCAUUUCGCUUUAAAAUGGCACAUAAAAUUAAAAGGAUCAACAAAUCUUUGCUGGAUUUGAACGAUGAGGCAGCUGGCCCUAUUGGGUUAGUUGCUAGGAUACAAGCAGAUGCAACCUCACAAGAUGUUGAAGUACCCGACAGGGAAACCAUCUCCAAAUUUUAUAAUGAUGAGAAGCUCAUCAUUGGAAGGGAGGAGGUCGUGUCAGAUAUAGUCAAAACCUUGACCAAGUCAAAUGACAGUGCCGAAAACUAUCCUCCAGUUUUGGCUAUCGUGGGAAUGGCAGGCUUGGGGAAGACAACUUUGGCUAAAUCAAUAUUUCAUGAAUCUAAGAUUGAUAAACACUUCCAUGUAAGAAUAUGGGUGUGUGUAUCUACUCCUUUUGAAGUCAAGACAAUCUUAAGGAGGAUUUUGGAAUCUCUAAAAUCAGAGGAAGCUGCAAUACAAGGUAAGGAGAAGAUUUGUAAUCUCAUUCAAAAAGAGUUGAAAAAGAAAAGAUACCUUCUUGUACUUGAUGAUGUUUGGAGCGAAGAUCCUCAUAAAUGGGAAGAGUUGAAGAAUUGUUUGUCAACUGUUGAAGAUACUCGAGCAAGUAGCAUCAUUGUUACUACCCGUAGUGACAAAGUUGCAAAAGUCAUGGAGACCCUUCCUAGGUGUGAUUUGAGAAGACUAUCAGAUGAUGAAUGUUGGCUCAUAAUGAAGGAUAAAGCAUUUUCAGUUGGGAGUGCUCCUAUGUCCAAAGAGCAGGAGAUAGCUAGUAAAGAGAUUGCUAAGAAGUGCGGAGGUGUACCAUUAAUGGCAAAGGUUUUGGGACCUAUGCUGCGCUCCAAAACAACUGACGAAUGGCGGUCAAUUGUAAACAAUAAAAUAUGGGAUUUACCAGAAGGAGAAAAAAGAAUUUUGUCAAUUUUGAAGUUGAGUUUUGAUGAAUUGAAACCUUCAUCCUUGAAACAAUGUUUUGCAUAUUGCUCGAUGUUCUUCAAAGAUUUUGAUAUUGAAAAGGAUGACUUGAUCCAACUAUGGAUGGCUCAGGGGUGGCUUCACCCUUGUCCUGACAAAAGCCUAGACAUGGAGGAGAGAGGUAAUGAAUAUUUUAAAAUCCUAUUGGCGAAGUCGUUUUUUCAAGACGCUAGAAAGGAUUAUGGUGGUAAUGUUACAAAAUGUAAGAUGCACGAUCUUGUGCAUGAUCUUGCAGAACGUGUAUCAAAAUCAAGGAACUUACACUCAAUUUUUCCCAAUGGAGAAGUCCUUGACCUUGAGAGCAACUUACUUAAUUUUAAAUCUUUACGUGUCUUAAAUUUAUACAAUGCAGAAAUUAUGGAGUUGCCAAUUUCAAUUGGGAAGUUGAAACAUUUGAGGUAUCUGAAUGUUUUGAAAACAAGAAUCAAAACAUUUCCCAAAUCAAUUGGUUAGCUUUACAACCUGCAAACAUUGAAAAUAGCUUAUCAGC
This is a messenger RNA of Rosa chinensis, 1935 nucleotides long. RefSeq names its product putative disease resistance protein RGA3. The transcript has 2 exons. Gene Ontology annotation, biological process: defense response to other organism. The record is from RefSeq and is a predicted model, not a curated record. Bases 150 to 1898 code for a protein of 582 amino acids. Gene Ontology annotation, molecular function: ADP binding; ATP hydrolysis activity. Lineage: Eukaryota; Viridiplantae; Streptophyta; Magnoliopsida; Rosales; Rosaceae.